AUGCUGUACAAAAAACUCGUUGAUAGUUCGUCGUUUACUGCCUCUAUUCAGCUGCCAUGCGGGAUUGAUUGUAAUGAGUGGAUUGCUUCUCACACUCUGUCCAUAUUUGAAGGCAUCAACCUCAUAUGUUCCUGUCUUCAUGACUCUUGCACACAAACAUCCUGCCCAACAAUGCAUGGUCCCAACAACAUGCAGUUCCACUGGUUGGAUGAGAAGGGCAAGAAGUUGAAGUCGUCAGCCAAACAGUACACAGAACUUGUCACCUCGUACUUGCACACCUGUGCCAACAAUGAAAAUAUAUUUCCCACCAAAUAUGGUAAUCCGUUUCCGGCAAACUUCCGACGAACGAUUGAACAUCUACACCGACUAAUGUCCCACCUCUUUGUCCACAUCCACCACGUUCAUCUCUCCCACCUGAGGGAACUAGAUCUAUCACUCCACCACUGUACACUCUUGUAUCAUUAUUUACUCUUCAAUAGAUUAUUCAAUCCGUCACUAUCUACAGAGCUUUCAUUGUUUGAUUACGUUUUUAAAGUCCUCGAAAAGCCUGAUGUUUCUGACACUCCUACUGUUCAGCAUCAGUGUGAUCACUCAGCUAAUGCUUCAGGGAAAAACUUCGGUGACAAUCACAUUUCCGGUUGCAGAGAAAACGAGGAAAGUGUUUUGAAGUGUGAGUCUGAAAGAAUAGAGAGAGACGAUGUCGUCAUAGAUGAUGAUGGUGGUGGUGUUUCUUCUUCUAAUAAUGGUGGUGUCAAGUCUACUAACGCUAAUAUACCAGUCAAUAAAUAUGUCCCUAUUUUCACCAUUGUCACAUGA
Molecule: messenger RNA, 816 nt
Organism: Helobdella robusta
Lineage: Eukaryota; Metazoa; Annelida; Clitellata; Rhynchobdellida; Glossiphoniidae
Exons: 4
Coding region: 1-816 (271 amino acids)
Biological process (GO): signal transduction; positive regulation of protein phosphorylation
Cellular component (GO): cytoplasm; nucleus
Molecular function (GO): protein kinase activator activity
Source: RefSeq, a predicted model, not a curated record